AUGUUACUUUCUUCUCCUCCUUUAACUUUGCUCACCACUUGUGUUAUGACUACAAAUGAGGGAUCAAUUGGUGAUCGCAAGUUUUGGGGUAUUGUGCAAGAACCUGUGAUCUAUCUUUCUUUUUCUUAUCAUUCUCUCUUUAUUAUUAUUACUCUCUUUUUCUUCCUCUUUUCAUUACUUUUUUCUUUCUUUUUCUUAUUCUUUCUCUAUUAUUAUUACUCUCUUUUUCUUUCUAUUUUCAUUACUCUUUCUUUUUCUAAUCAUUCUUUAUUAUUAUUACUCUCUUUUUCUUCCUCUUUUCAUUACUCUAUCUUUUUCUUAUCAUUCUCUAUUAUUAUUACUCUCUUUUUCUUAUCAUUCUCUAUUAUUACUCUCUUUUUCUUCCUAACUUCAUUACUCUUUCUUUUUCUUAUCAUUCCCUAUUAUUAUUACUCUCUUUUUCUUCCUCAAUUCAUUACACUAUCUUUCUUUUUCUUAUCAUUCUCUUUCUAUUAUUAUUACUCUUUCCUUAUUUUUCUUACUCUAUCUUUGUUUUACUUAUCAUUAUCUAUUAUUAUUACUCUCUUUUUCUUCCUCUUUUCUUUACACUAUCUUUUUUUCUUAUCAUUCUCACACUAUUAUUAUUACUCUCUCUUUCUCACUCUUACUUCUUAA
Molecule: messenger RNA, 654 nt
Organism: Acanthosepion pharaonis
Lineage: Eukaryota; Metazoa; Mollusca; Cephalopoda; Sepiida; Sepiidae
Source: the annotation of a GenBank genome assembly